AUGGCAAUGUUCAAGAAAGUAAGCGUGUUGACGCUGUUGACAACUGCGGUUGUCGGGCAGGAUGUCAUCACCGCCACGGGAACGAACUUCUCGCUGAAUGCGGAGGGAAUGUCGUACCUGUUCCAUGUUGAUCACGCGUCUGGAGAUUUGCUCGCAGACCACUUUGGUGGUUCUAUCAGCGACUUCGUACCUCCAGCGCAGCCAUGGAACUCUGGCUGGAACGAUCAGCUGUCUAACAAGCGCCGCGAAUUUCCGGACAUUGGGCGCAGCGAUCCUCGGUUGCCUGCGAUUCACAUCGAACACGCAGAUGGCGAUACUGUGUCCGCGUUUCGGUACCAGUCGCACAACAUCACCGAAGGAAAGCCAUCGCUACCAGGACUUCCGGCGACGUGGGGUGAAGCUGGCAACGUGACGACAUUAAUUGUUAACUUGUACGACAAUGUUUCGGAUGUCUCGGCAGCGCUCUCGUAUUCCGUCUUUCCGCAGUACAAUGCGAUCGCACGGAGCUUCAGCAUCACGAACCAUGCCUCAAGCAAUGGCACAGCACAAGGCUCUGGCCCAAUCACUAUCCAGCGAGCAGCAAGCUUUAGCACCGACUUUCCCAACGUCGAUCUGGAAAUGAUCGAACCGUAUGGAGACUGGUCAGACGAGUUUAACGUCGCCAGGAGGAAGGUUGACUACGGACGAACCUCAUUUGGUAGCCAGGCCGGUUAUGCUUCUCACGUCCACAACCCGUUCUUCGCACUUGUGUCUCCGAGCACUACCGAGAGUGCGGGCGAGGCAUGGGGAUUUAGCUUGGUGUGGACUGGAAGUUUUGAAGCGACUGCCGAAAAGUACUCUAACGGCUUCACCCGUGUCUUGAUGGGCCUGAACUCCCUGCACGCAAGUAUCAAAGUGCAGCCAGGCGAAACCUUCCAGUCGCCAGAAGCUGUCGCAGUCUACUCAUCCGAGGGAGUGGGCGGGUUGUCACGCUCAUUCCACGAUCUCUACCGCAACCAUCUGUCACGCCACAAAGCUACAAAAGAGACACGGCCUAUUCUGCUCAACUCAUGGGAGGGCCUUGGCUUCAACAUCAACGAGACUUCACUGGUCAGACUGGCGGAAGAGUCGGAAGAGCUAGGCAUCCAACUGUUUGUGAACGACGAUGGCUGGUUUGGUACUGAAUAUCCGCGUAACAACGACUGGACAGGUCUCGGAGAUUGGACGCCGAAUCCCCGUCUGUUCCCCAGCGGCUUCAAGCAUUAUGUAGACUCGGUGAACAACCUGACUGUUCUCAAUGAGUCAUCAACGCGCAUGCAGUUUGGUAUCUGGGUAGAGCCAGAAAUGGUUAAUCCCAAUUCGUCACUCUACCUUGAACAUCCGGACUGGGUCUUGCAUGCCGGCAAGCACCAGCGAUCAUUGACACGACACCAGCUGGUCUUGAAUGUGGGCCUGCCAGAAGUACAGGACUUCAUCAUCGAUUUCAUGUCGAAGAUACUCGACUCGGCAAACAUCCAGUACGUCAAGUGGGACAACAACCGUGCCAUGCACGAGAUGGCGCGCCCAUCUGCCGGCUACGACUACAUUUUGGGACUCUACCGCGUCAUUGAUAACCUCACCACGAAAUACCCAGACGUACUUUGGGAAGGCUGCGCAUCCGGCGGUGGUCGAUUUGACCCUGGACUGCUCUACUACUGGCCCCAACACUGGACUUCGGAUAAUACCGAUGCCUCGGACCGCAUAACCAUUCAGAUGGGUACUUCGCUCGUCUAUCCUCCUUCAUCGAUGGGUUGCCACGUGUCUGCAGUUCCCAACGGUGCCACAGCCCGCAAUACCAGCAUAGAGUACCGCGCCCACGUUGCCAUGUGGUGUGGAUCUUUCGGCCUCGAACUCAACCCCGAAGAGCUUACUCCUGUCGAAGCCGCCGGUCUACCUGGAAUUAUGGCUGCUGCCAAGCGCGUCAACCCUAUUGUCAUCAAUGGUGACUUUUACCGCCUCGCAUGGAAGGACAACAGCAACUGGCCUGCGGUGCAGUUCGUCAGCGCUGAUGGAAACGACGCGGUUUUGUUUGCGUUCCAGCAGUCUUCAGUGGUGAAGCCUGCGAUUCCGCCGCUAAGGUUGGCGGGCUUGGAUCCAAAGGCGCGAUACAGCAAUGACUGGGACAAUGCGACGUAUACUGGGGCGACAUACAUGAACGCGGGUUUGAACAUCCCUUGGAAGAGGACGGACUAUCAGAGCAAGAUGAUCUGGUUGACGAAGCAGUAG
Parastagonospora nodorum SN15 is the source of this 2244-nucleotide messenger RNA. RefSeq lists its product as hypothetical. Gene Ontology annotation, molecular function: alpha-galactosidase activity. The coding region runs from base 1 to 2244 and encodes 747 amino acids. NCBI's taxonomy places the organism in Eukaryota, Fungi, Ascomycota, Dothideomycetes, Pleosporales, Phaeosphaeriaceae. Gene Ontology annotation, biological process: carbohydrate catabolic process. The record is from RefSeq and is a predicted model, not a curated record. The transcript is spliced from 3 exons.